Molecule: messenger RNA, 756 nt
Organism: Suillus discolor
Lineage: Eukaryota; Fungi; Basidiomycota; Agaricomycetes; Boletales; Suillaceae
Exons: 8
Coding region: 1-756 (251 amino acids)
Source: RefSeq, a predicted model, not a curated record
AUGUCCGAGAUGCGGAGAAUGUUCCGCAAUGUAUCGCGGAUACACGAAUUGCACCCCGCAGACAAAUUCGUCACAAUCAAUCAGCAGUCCGUGGAACAUAUCACACAUUUAGAAUCAAACUCAACCUGGGAAUGGUAUGCGAUACUUUCGUCACUCACGCGUGGCUUGCAAGAAAAAAAAUUCGCGGAUGUCAUGAUUGGUGACGUUCGAUUUUACGAUAGUCGCGGGAGAUGCUAUGUACAGCUCCGCACGGCUGGAGCUCUCGACUCUAAACGUUCGCCUCUCGUUAUUUUUUCAGUCAUUCUGAUGGGUCUCGGGCAUGUUUACGACACAACCGCAGCAUGGGAGCGGGGGCAACCAUCCGAUAUUGUAAAAAUAUGGUUUGUAGAGUGGGAUUUCAGUAGGCUGUCCGUGUGGUUAAUCGCGACGACCUUGCACUUGGUUUUCGUGAUCGGAAUGAGCGUAGCUGUGCUUGCCCGAGGCGCGGGACGUAUAUUGGGCGCACCUAGCAAGCAGUGUUAUCGGAUGGGCUUCGAGAGUCUGGACCGUUGGCUUAGACCGUCUUGGGUAUGGGUAAUUCCCUGCUUAAUCCGUAAUUAUCGGUGCCAGAGCUUGGGUACUGCAUUGAGUACGGGAUGGGAGGGCCUACGCAUGUUUAUCUUUGGUGAAUUUGGCGGAGUAACACAAUUCGCCUUGAAUGUCGGAGUGAAUGGAAAAAGCGCAGAUAGCGCAUCGGGACUGAUGCGGACAAACUAA